This is a messenger RNA of Oldenlandia corymbosa var. corymbosa, 3159 nucleotides long. NCBI's taxonomy places the organism in Eukaryota, Viridiplantae, Streptophyta, Magnoliopsida, Gentianales, Rubiaceae. The record is from the annotation of a GenBank genome assembly.
AUGAAGGAGGAGGAUGGUGAAUUGGGGAAGAAGAUUACGAUUGGGGUGUGUGUUAUGGAAAAGAAGGUGUUUUCCGCGCCGAUGCUUCAAAUUUUGGAUAGGUUGCAGGCAUUCGGAGAAUUCGAGAUUAUUCAUUUUGGGGAUAAACUUAUUCUGGAGGAACCUAUAGAGAGCUGGCCGAUAUGUGAUUGCUUGAUUGCUUUCUACUCCACCGGUUACCCUUUGGAAAAAGCUGAAGCAUAUGCAGCAUUGAGAAAGCCUUUCCUCAUAAAUGAAUUGGAAGCUCAACAUCUUCUUCACGAUAGAAGGAAAGUAUAUGAGUGUCUUGAGAGGUAUGGGAUUCCAGUUCCAAGGUAUGCCCUUGUUAAUAGAGAAAGUCCCUAUCAAGAGUUGGAUUAUUUUGUGGAGGAAGAAGACUUUGUUGAAGUUCGUGGUGAUCGUUUCUGGAAGCCAUUUGUGGAGAAACCCGUGGAUGGUGAUAACCAUAGUAUAAUGAUAUACUACCCAAGUUCUGCAGGUGGAGGGAUGAAGGAGUUGUUCAGGAAGGUUGGUAACCGUUCAAGUGAGUUUCAUCCAGAGGUUAGAAGAGUAAGACGUGAAGGUUCUUAUAUAUAUGAAGAAUUCAUGCCAACUGGAGGAACAGAUGUAAAGGUCUACACAGUGGGUCCUGAGUAUGCACAUGCAGAAGCAAGGAAAUCUCCUGUUGUUGAUGGUGUUGUUAUGAGAAAUCCUGACGGGAAAGAAGUCAGAUACCCUGUUUUACUCACCCCUGCUGAGAAACAAAUGGCAAGAGAUGUUUGUAUUGCGUUUAGGCAAGCAGUUUGUGGUUUUGAUCUCUUGCGAUGUGAAGGGCGUUCUUAUGUAUGUGAUGUGAAUGGAUGGAGCUUUGUAAAAAAUUCGCACAAGUACUAUGAUGAUGCUGCUUGUGUGUUGAGAAAGAUGUUUCUGGAUGCAAAAGCCCCACACCUCUCAACAACAAUUCCUCCUACUUUACCUUGGAAAGUGAAUGAACCUGUUCAACCUUCUGAAGGACUUACACGCCAAGGAAGUGGAAUCAUUAGCAAAUUUGGGGAAUCUGAAGAGCUGCGUUGUGUUAUUGCCGUGAUUCGCCAUGGGGAUAGAACUCCAAAACAGAAGGUGAAAUUGAAGGUUACUGAAGAGAAGCUGUUGAACUUGAUGUUAAAGUACAAUGGUGGAAGACCUAGAUCAGAGACGAAGCUGAAAAGUGCUGUCCAACUACAGGACCUUUUAGAUGCGACACGAAUGUUAGUACCCCGUACAAGACCUGGCCGGGAGAGUGACAGCGAAGCGGAAGACCUUGAGCAUGCAGAAAAGCUUCGUCAAGUGAAAGCAGUUCUAGAGGAAGGCGGACAUUUCUCUGGAAUUUAUCGGAAGGUUCAAUUGAAACCACUUAAAUGGGUAAAAGUUGCAAAAGCAAAUGGUGAAGGAGAAGAAGAACGUCCUGUUGAAGCUCUGAUGGUUCUUAAGUACGGGGGUGUUCUCACUCACGCUGGCCGGAAGCAGGCUGAAGAAUUGGGAAGAUACUUUCGGAAUAAUAUAUAUCCAGGUGAAGGUACAGGCCUGCUUCGCCUCCAUAGUACAUAUCGCCAUGAUCUGAAGAUAUAUAGCUCAGAUGAGGGGCGUGUACAGAUGUCAGCUGCUGCAUUUGCCAAAGGUCUCCUUGAUUUGGAAGGACAAUUGACACCAAUUCUGGUUUCACUUGUCAGCAAGGACUCUUCCAUGUUAGACGGCCUAGACAAUGCCAGCAUUGAGAUGGAAGAAGCCAAGGCUAGGUUACACGAAAUCAUUACUUCUGGUGUAAAGAAUGUUCAUGAUAAUGGAUCAUUGGAGAAGCUUUGGAUGGUUGAUGGUGCUGGACUUCCUUCAAAUGCAUCUGAACUCCUUCCGGAAUUGGUGAGGUUGACAAAGAAAGUCACUGAACAAGUGAGGCUACUUGCUAUGGAAGAAGAUGAAAAACUUGGAGAGUCAGGUUCAUAUGAAGUGAUACCUCCUUAUGAUCAAGCUAGGGCACUUGGUAAGACAAAUAUAGAUGCUGGUCGGAUCGCUGCAGGGUUACCCUGUGGAAGUGAAGGAUUUCUUCUCAUGUAUGCUCGUUGGAGGAAGCUCGAGAGGGAUUUGUAUAAUGAACGAAAAGGGCGGUUUGAUAUAACACAAAUUCCUGAUGUUUAUGACUCCAGCAAGUAUGACCUAUUGCACAAUGCGCAUCUGAAUCUUGAAGGGUUGGAUGAUCUCUUUAGAGUUGCCCAGUUACUUGCAGAUGGUGUUAUACCUAAUGAAUAUGGAAUCAAUCCAAAGCAGAAGCUGAAGAUUGGAUCAAAGAUUGCGCGCCGUCUGUUGGGGAAGAUAUUGAUAGAUAUGAGAAAUACUCGUGAGGAAGCAAUCAGUGUAGCUGAAUUAAAGAGCAGUCAAGAGCACCCAACACCUGUCAGUAUUAUGGGGAAGGAAGAUGCUGAUCGUCAUCCAAAACCAAGCUUCAAGACUGAAGAUUCUAGGAGAAAUAGUUUCAAUGGUGAAAAACCUAUAAAUCAAGAAGAUGAAGAUGAUAAAGAGAUAAAAUACCGCUUAGAUCCAAAAUACGCAAAUGUAAGAACACCUGAACGCCAUGUCAGAACGCGGCUUUACUUUACUUCGGAAUCUCAUAUCCAUUCUCUGAUGAAUGUUCUCCGUUAUUGCAACUUGGAUGAAUCUCUUCAAGGGGAGGAGAGUCUUGUUAGUGAUAAUGCUUUGGACCGUCUUUUUAGGACCAAGGAACUUGACUAUAUGAGUUAUAUUGUGCUGAGGAUGUUUGAGAAUACUGAGGUUUCUUUGGAUGACCCAAAAAGGUAUCGCAUCGAGCUGACAUUUAGUCGUGGUGCUGAUUUAUCCCCUUUGGAGAAGAGUGAUCCUGAGGCUGCAACCCUACGCCAAGAGCACACAUUGCCGAUAAUGGGACCUGAGAGGCUUCAAGAAGUAGGAUCAUAUUUGACCUUAGAGAAGAUGGAGAAGAUGUUUCGUCCCUUUGCUAUGCCAGCAGAAGAUUUUCCUCCACCGUCAACUCCCCAGGGAUUUUCUGGGUACUUCUCCAAAAGUGCUGCAGUUUUGGAGCGUCUUGUGAAUCUAUGGCCUUUCAACAAGCAUGGAGCUGCCAAUGGAAAGUGA